Messenger RNA from Magallana angulata, 4006 nucleotides. RefSeq lists its product as uncharacterized. The transcript is spliced from 2 exons. The coding region runs from base 288 to 1421 and encodes 377 amino acids. The record is from RefSeq and is a predicted model, not a curated record. Lineage: Eukaryota; Metazoa; Mollusca; Bivalvia; Ostreida; Ostreidae.
AUGCAUUUUUAUUAUUGCAUUGUCUCAUAUUUUGCACACUAGGAAUCUUUUUCUGAUAACUUGGACGGUAUAUGUUGGAUUAUCUCUUUAAAAUGUAUAAAAUAAAUAUCAUUGACCAUAUACGCCCAACUAUGGAACCAGAUCGCAAAAAUUGACAUACCGAUAUUCAAUAUAAAAGAAUUGUGCAAUAUUUAGUGUAGGUUUAAAUGGCUGAACAUUUCCCCCAACAAAGGGAAUCUAAUCAAGAUUAAGAAUUUUAAAAUCCACCCUCGGCAAAGUUUUUAAAAAUGGCCGACGACGAAGACGAAGUUGCUGCAUUAGUUAUUGACAGUGGAUCCGAAACGUGCAAGGUUGGAUUCGCCGGAGACGAUGCUCCAAGAGCCGUGUUUCCCGCCAUUGUCGGUCACCCCAAGCAUACGGGAAACAUGGUUGGUAUGGAGUUCAAGGACACGUACGUUGGAGAUGAAGCCGAGGUUAAGCGAGAAAUCCUUACCCUAAGACACCCCACAGAACAUGGCAUCGUCACCAACUGGGAUGACAUGGAGAAGAUCUGGCACCACACCUUCUACAACGAACUCCGUGUGGCCCCAGAAGAAUGCCCUGUUCUACUGACAGAGCCUCCGCUCAACCCAAAGGCAAACAGGGAAAAGAUGACACAAAUCAUGUUCGAAAAGUUUGAAUCUCCCGCCAUGUACGUUGCUAUUCAGGCCGUUAUGUCUCUGUUCGCUUCCGGUCGUACAACAGGAAUUGUCCUCGACUCUGGAAAUACUGUUACUAAUACAGUGCCCAUUUACGAGGGUUACUCCUUUCCUCAUGCCACCAGGACACUAGAUCUUGCUGGACGUCAUCUGACCGAUUACCUCAUGAAACUACUUACCGAAUGUAGAUAUUCAUUCACAACCAAAUCCGAAAAAGACAUUGUCAGAGACAUCAAGGAGAAAUUGUGCUUUGUCACGAAUGACUUUCAACAAGAUAUGGACAUCGAUUCAUCUUUCAUGGAAAAAAGGUACGAACUCCCUGACGGUCAGCUCAUGGUCAUUGGCAACGAGCGAUUUAGAUGUGCAGAACCUCUAUUCCAACCAUCACUCCUCGGAAUAGAAUGUUCUAGUAUCCAUGAAAGCAUAAACAACAGUAUCAUGAAAUGUGAUGAGGAUAUCCGAAAAGACUUGUACGCUAACAUUGUGCUAUCUGGCGGUUCUACCGUGUUUUCCGGAAUUGCAGAACGUCUAAAGAAAGAAAUCACAACACUUGCUCCCAGUUCUGUGAAAGUCAAGAUAACUGUUCCACCCGACAGGGAAUACUCAGCCUGGUUUGGUGGAUCGUUUCUAGCUUCUACCUCCAUUUUUAAAGAUAUAUGGAUCAGCAAAGAGGAAUAUGACGAAUACGGUCCCUGCAUUGUCCACAAGAAGUGCUUUCAGUAGCUUCAGUCUGUGAGAGCAUUUAGCAAGACCGAUUGUUAUACCCCUGUAAAACAGUUACCAUAUAACUCUAUACCAAAAAAGUCCAGCAUUUUGACUGUUGGACUGGAACUGUUAAAAUCGACUGUCAUAUUCCGCGAAAACGAGUGAUUAAAUUAGUAGGAGUAUAUAACAAACCAGUUGUUUACUGGGUUCGAGGUUUGGCCUUAGGCAACAGUUUGUGAGCCGGUCCGACAGAGCAACUGUUGCCCUCGACCCAAGUAAACAACAACCCCCCCCCCCAAAAAAAAACAAAAACAAAAACAAAAAACAAACCCUGUAUACUGUUCUUCUGAUCGGGUUGUGAUAUCUGCUGUAAACGCUCUAUAAUAAUAUUAACCUUACUUCAUAUUUAUUUAAUAAGUAUUUUAUUCAAGUAUAUAAAUACAUUGAAUUGGAUUGAACAGCAGGCACAAUGCCUAUUUAUGUUCUCUCCUGUAGUCAAGGUAUAAUAUGAGUAAUUAUAUAAUUAUAUAUAAUAUAUAUAUAUACAUAUAUAUUGCCAUGGAAUUUUGUAUAAUAGAUUAAUAUUGUAAAUAGUAGUGGAAGGAGGUACAGUGCAAAAAAAUAAACAAAACAAAUAGCUCAUGAUAGGAAAAUGAAAAUAAAAAAAAAUAGAAAAAUAAUGGUUAAUUGCUAAGGUUGGAAAUAAAAAAGUAUAUGUAAUGUAGGGAAAAAAUGGGAAAGAAAAGAAAAAACAUGUAAUAAAAACAAAACAAAAAUUAAUAACAGAGUAGAAAAAAAUGGAAAGUUUGGGGGGAUGGGGUGGGACGGGGAGGGGGAGAACAAAUAAGCAAUAAAAAUGAAAAGAAAGGAGUGUAAUAGAAUAGUGUAAUAUAAUAGAGCCAUGGUUAUAAAAUGGCGAUAACAAGGAAUACUGUGACAUAUGAACCUGGCGAGGUUUUGAAAUGUAAUCAGCUGUGAAUUACUGUGUAGUCAUAAUGUGCAUGAAAUUAUUGUUUUAUUAAUACCUAGAUUUGAUAUCUUCAUGUAUAUUUAAUGAAAAUUUUUCUCGUAACAUUUUUUUGGGGAGAGUAAAACUUUAUAAGCUGAAAUGUAACAAUGUGUAGUUAUUUAAGACAUCUUUAUUUAUCAAAUUAGUUUCUGUGUCUUAUUAUUAUAAAGAGGGAAAUUUAUACAUCAAAUACCCCCCCCCCCCCCAAAAAAAAAAAAAUUAAAUAAAAAAUUCAUAGCUUAUUGCAAACACAAACAUUCAAUCAAAAACACAUUAUGUUCUAUAGUUAUAAAAAAAAACUACCAUUAAAAGCGGUGUGAUAUUAAUUUUACAAAUGAAUAAAAAAAAACUACAAUGAAAUGCAUGUGAUAAAUCACAUCAUAUUUGGAAUGUUGUCCUUUCUUUCUCUAUACAGGAAUUUUAGUGAAAUUUUUUCAAUACUUAAAUCUUUUGUAGAUCUCUUUUCAUAUAGUUCCUAGAUAUCACACACAACAUUUAAGGGUUUUAUGAUGUAUCGGGGCAAUACUGGUAUCACGAUUUUAAUGACGAAAAGAUUAUUGGUGUAGCAAUAUUAUACAAUAUAAAUAGAAAAUUAUAUAACACAAAUGGAAAAUUAUGGAAUACAAAUGGAAACUUAUGGAAUACAAAUGGAAAAUCAUUCAAUACAAAUAGAAAUUUAUACAAUACAAAUGAAAAUCACACAAUACAGAUGGAAAAGAUCGAAUAUUGCAAAAUUUGACAUGCCAUAUUUUUUGCCUUUCUUGUGUAUAUAUUAAUUACUUCUAACAGUGUGUUUGCUGUAUAAAAGCGUUAAUUGGGCAUAGCCAUUAAAUAUCCGUACAAUUUUUGAAUACUCUGAAGUUCAAUCGCAACUUCUUCGGACCUUUCCGGCAAGCUCGGAAAAACACCUCGAAUGUAUUAACAUCACCGGAUGUUAGAUUUUUAUACAAAAUGGAGUCGCUUCCCAAUUAAAUAAGUAUCGGCUAGACAGUCUUGUUAGUAUGUCGCUUCUAUGUUAUAUUUAAGUGUAUAUCGUUUACUUAAAUGAAGUAUAGCUCACAUCUCAACAGAUCGUAAAAUGUGUUAUAUUUAUAUCAAGUUUUAUAAAAAGGGGGGUUGUCAUGGACGCCUAGGUAAUGCAUUCGAGGUGUUUUCCGAGCCUGCCGGAAAGGCCCGAGAAGUUGCGAUUGCUCUGAAGUUCUGAUUAGUGUAAAUGUGUGGUUUAUAUGUGUGGAUUAUUUCUGAUGCAGAAAUGGUACAGUACCGAUCAGACCCAACCGAACAGAAAGUAAACCCCAACUAAACCCUGGAUUUACUUUCUGGGUUUACUCCGGGUUUACUAGAGUGGACCCAAAGUAAACCCAGAGUGGACACAGAGAGUAGACCCAGUCAGAAGUAUACCCCUGAAAACAGACGCUAACUGUGUAUUCGGAAUAUACAAGGGGCAGGAAUAACAGGCAGUAGGAUGCUAAGAUAAAAGACGGGCCUGCUUCACACUUCAGUGCUUAUAGUUGACCUCAAAAGCAAUUUCCAAGUAAAUCCAAAGUAAACCCAGAGUAAACCCAAAGUAAACCCCGAGUGGACACCCAUUUUU